CAUCAGGGCAGUAUUGAGUUUAAUGACAGUACACGUUUCACUGAUCUUUCCUGUAUAGCGAUGAUGUGAUUGUCGGUGUUGGAAGUAUUUUGUGUGGGUGCUGUUGGAUGUUGUUGGAGAAUAGCCUACGUAGCCUUCCGGGAUGAAACUGCAACUCUAGGUUUCCAGUAGCAGGCGUCUACUGCACUCCAUGUAGCCGUCGCCAAAACACAGCGAGCUUGGAGCGGUUUACAUUCCGACACUAUUCCUAACAAUACACCCACAUUUGCAUCAUGGCGUUCCUGAAACAAUGGCUAUUGAUGAGUUUUCUCCUCAUGGGUUUUAAUCUAGCGGUUAAUUCUAAGAGGAAUUUCAAAUGCCCUUCAGGAUGCUCCUGCUCCAAGGAUACCAUCAUCUGCGUUGGCACAACGGCAAUGCCUCGAACCAUUCCGACUGAUAUCAAUUCUUUGAGCAUGGUGAAUGGUUCUAUUGCUGAACUCACAGAAGGGCUUUUUGCUCUCAUGCCAUCCCUUCAGCUGCUGCUUCUCAAUUCUAAUUCUUUGACCACAAUAAAAGAUGAUGCCUUUUCUGGGCUUUCUCGUCUUGAAUAUUUAUUUAUUGAAGGAAACAAGAUUGAAACCAUCACCAAAUACGCCUUAAGAGGUCUACGGGAUCUCACUCAUUUAUCCCUGGCCAAUAACGGAAUGACUUUCUUGCCAAGAGAUCUCUUCUUUGACUUGGAUUCCCUGCUGGAACUGGACCUGCGGGGGAACUCCUUCCAGUGUAACUGUGAGACCCGGUGGCUGAUGGUGUGGCUGAAGAACACCAACGCCACCGCCUCCGACGUCCUCUGCUCCGGCCCCGGGGACAUGAAGGGCAAGAAGCUCAAUGACCUGCCACUACCCCCCGGAGAGUGUAUCUCCACAGACUUCAUCCGUCACCAGGCUAUCCCCAUCCAAUCGAUGUCGGCGGACAUCUUCUCCUCUAAAGAGGACAUCUAUGUUGCCAUGGCGGCGCCUUACUCCAACAGCUGUGUGGUCAUGGAAUGGGACCACAUCGAAAUGAACUUCAGAAAAUUUGAUAACAUUACAGGGAAAUCGGUGGUGGGCUGCAAGUCGGUGGUGAUCGAGGACCAUGUCCUGAUCCUGGUCACACAGCUCUUCGGCGGCUCCCACAUCUACAAGUUCGAAGCCGGGCAGAACAAGUUCACCAUGUUCCAGACCAUCGAGUUGUUCAACAUCUCCAAGCCCAACGACAUCGAGGUCUUCCAGAUGGACGGCGACUGGUACUUUGUCAUCGUGGACAGCUCCAAGGCGGGCAUCUCCACGCUGUACAAGUGGAUGGACCAGCCCGAGCGCAAUGAGACCGGCUUCUUCUCCUACCAGUUCCUCCACGAGUGGUUCCGCGACACGGACGCCGAGUUUGUCCAGCUGGACGGCAAGUCCUACCUCAUCCUCUCCAGCCACUCCCAGGCGCCCGUCAUCUACGUGUGGAACAAAAGCACCCUGAAGUUCAUGCCCCACGGCGAGGUCCCCAUGGUGGACGAGGUGCUGGCGGUGCAGGCGUUCCGCGUGGGCGGCAGCGACACCUACCUGGCCUUGACCUGCUACAUCGGGGACUCCAGGGUGCUGAAGUGGAGCAGCAAGCAGUUCACCGAGGUGCAGGCGCUGCCGUCGCGCGGGGCCAUGUUGCUCCAGCCCUUCGCCUUCGGGGACCGCCACUACCUAGCCCUGGGCAGCGACUUCUCCUUCACGCAGAUCUUCCUGUGGGACGCCGAGAGCCAGAGCUUCGUGAAGUUCAAGGACAUCUACGUGCAGUCGCCGCGCUCCUUCACCGUGGUGAACACCGACAGGCGGACCUUCAUCUUCUCCUCCAGCUUCAAGGGGAAGUCCAUGGUGUUUGAGCACGUCAUCGUAGACUUGAGUCUGUAGGGCGGAGCGGCUUGGGCGGGACGCUGAUGCUAUGAUUAUGACUGUUUGGACUCCCAGGGGGUCAAAAAGAGAGGAGUUGGGAGUUGGGAAUACUUUUGCUUAAUGCAACACAAUAACAUGCUUUUUUAGUCCAAAGUGAAUGUUGAGGCAGGUUUCCUGGGUUAUUCUUGCACUUCUAUCGAGUAUUAUUGCAGUUAUAGAGUGAACAUACAACUUGAAACUUUGUUUUAAUUGCGACUUGAAAAAUCCAAACAUGAAAUGCAUGGGUAUUAAAACAAGAGAUGAUCUCAAUAACAAAAACAUCCUUUUAUGAUCACAUUUUUGAGAUGUAUUACAAAUAUGUUUUCCAAAAUCUUUUGGAAUACUGACGUCCAGGGUUGUUUGUAAAACUGGCUCAUAACAACAUCUAUAGCUUUCUACAUGCCUAACAACAUGCCUUGUGUAUAAUACAUACCAGAAUGAAAUACUGUGCUUUCCAAACUAUAUGUGACUAAUACCUGCAAAUCAUACAUGCAUUAGCAAUAAUGCAAUAAGAAUAUGUAUGUUACGCUUUUAGAAAAACUGAGUGCCUAAUAUUCCUUAACAGCAGAAUUGUAUGUCUUACUAAUCUAUUGACUAUUACUAUGCAAUAUGUAUGUCAAAGUCAGAUGCAAGAUUGAGAACAUGAUAAUGUCGUUUCUUAAUAUAUUUGUAAUCCCCAAAUGAUGAAUGUGAUCAAUGCAACUGGGUGAAAUAAACAAUAAAACGUUGUAAAAACAA
This is a messenger RNA of Gadus morhua (Atlantic cod), 2669 nucleotides long. RefSeq names its product leucine-rich repeat LGI family member 2. The record is from RefSeq and is a predicted model, not a curated record. Gene Ontology annotation, biological process: inhibitory synapse assembly. The transcript has 8 exons. Bases 273 to 1910 code for a protein of 545 amino acids. Gene Ontology annotation, molecular function: protein binding. Lineage: Eukaryota; Metazoa; Chordata; Actinopteri; Gadiformes; Gadidae.